UAAUAAUGGAAACCCAAAAAGGCAAAAGAAUGGGAUAAGGUAAAUUAGCUGGUGCAAAAAGACAUAAAAGUAAAAUGAACAAGGAAAAGAAGGGAGGAUAACACAUUACAAAUGGAGACAUCCGAAGACUUGCUAGAAGAGGUGGAGUAAAAAGAAUAUCUUCAGAUUCUUACUCAACAACUAAGUAUCAUUUCUAACUAUCAAAUAAGAGAUGUCAUAGUUAGUUUUUUGUAAGCUCUUGUUAAAGAUGCCAUUAUAUACACAGAACAUGCCUAGAGAAAUACGGUUUAAGCCAUGGACGUAGUUUAUGCAUUAAAAAAGUAUGGAAGAAACUUAUUGUUGAAUAACGAUUGA
Molecule: messenger RNA, 354 nt
Organism: Paramecium sonneborni
Lineage: Eukaryota; Ciliophora; Oligohymenophorea; Peniculida; Parameciidae
Source: the annotation of a GenBank genome assembly